AUGUCGCUAAGUUCAGUGAUUAAACAUUCAAUAAAAUGUAGUGUUAACUUAGAGAGAUAUUUCCAUUUUACUUUCUUCCAUUUCCAUUUUUCCUUCCUUCUUUCCUCCUUUCUUUUCCAUUUUUCCUUCCUUCCUUCCUUUCUUUUCCAUUUUUCCUUCCUUCCUUCCUUCCUUUUCCAUUUUUCCUUCCUUCCUCCUUCCUUUUCCAUUUUUCCUUCCUUCCUUUCUUUUCCAUUUUUCCUUCCUUCCUUUCUUUUCCAUUUUUCCAUUUUUCCUUCCUUCCUUCCUUUCUUUUCCAUUUUUCCUUCCUUCCUUCCUUUCUUUUCCAUUUUUCCUUCCUUCCUUCCUUUCUUUUCCAUUUUUCCUUCCUUCCUUCCUUUCUUUUCCAUUUUUCCUUCCUUCCUUCCUUUCUUUUCCAUUUUUCCUUCCUUCCUUCCUUUCUUUUCCAUUUUUCCUUCCUUCCUUCCUUUCUUUUCCAUUUUUCCUUCCUUCCUUCCUUUUUCUUUUCCAUUUUUCCUUCCUUCCUUCCUUCCUUUUCCAUUUUUUUCCUUCCUUCCUUCCUUUCCAUUUUCCUUCCUUCCUUCCUUUCUUUUCCAUUUUUCCUUCCUUCCUUCCUUUCUUUUCCAUUUUUCCUUCCUUCCUUCCUUUCUUUUCCAUUUUUUCCUUCCUUCCUUUUCCAUUUUUUCCUUCCUUUUCCAUUUUUCUUCCUUCCUUCCUUCCUUCCUUCCUUUUCCAUUUUUCCUUCCUUCCUUCCUUCCUUCCUUUUCCAUUUUUCUUUCCUUUUCCAUUUUUCCUUCCUUCCUUCCUUCCUUUUCCAUUUUUCCUUCCGUUUCCAUUUUUCCUUCCUUCCUUCCUUCCUUUUCCAUUUUUCCUUCCGUUUCCAUUUUUCCUUCCUUCUUUUUUUUUUUUUUUCUCUUUUUAUUUUGCGAGAUUUUCUUCCUUUCAGUAUUAAUUAAUUCUUCCUUUAUUAUCUAUUACUUUUUCUCCCUCUUAUUUUCUUUACCGCUUUACUCUUUCUUUUCUUCUUUUACUCUUCCUCUCUCGCUCUCCUUUUCUUCUUUUUCUUUCCCUCUCUCCUUUUCCUCUUUUUCUUUCCCUCUCUCCUCUUCUCUUUUUCUCGCCUCUUCUUUUUCUCUUCUUUUCCUCUUUUCCUUUCUCUCCUCUUCUUCCUCUCUCUCUCCUUUUCCUCUUUUUCUUUCUCUCUCCUCUUCUUUCUCCCUCCUUUUCCUCUUUUUUUCUCACUCUCCUUUUCCUCCUUUCUUUCUUUCUUUACCAUCUUGUUGUUUCCAUCUUUCUAACAUUUAUUCACCCUCCUCUCUUCGUUGUUUCUUUCUUUCUUUCUAA
Molecule: messenger RNA, 1344 nt
Organism: Acanthosepion pharaonis
Lineage: Eukaryota; Metazoa; Mollusca; Cephalopoda; Sepiida; Sepiidae
Source: the annotation of a GenBank genome assembly